Eufriesea mexicana is the source of this 929-nucleotide messenger RNA. Its product is annotated as zinc finger protein 346. Lineage: Eukaryota; Metazoa; Arthropoda; Insecta; Hymenoptera; Apidae. The transcript has 6 exons. Gene Ontology annotation, molecular function: nucleic acid binding; zinc ion binding. The record is from RefSeq and is a predicted model, not a curated record. Bases 223 to 888 code for a protein of 221 amino acids.
CGUAACAUUGAACUCGUAAUACUCAAAUAUAAUGUUCCUAAAAAAAGCAGGCAACCAACCCGAAAACCUGUGUGAAAUGUAUUGAAAGAGCAAUUCAUGUAUAAACAUUACUGCCUACUAACUAUAUUUCGAGAUUCAUUGAAAAAGUGUAAAGUUUACUACAUAAGCUAAACAUUAGUAAAUCUGACUCUAAUCUAUAACAUACAAUUAAUAGUUUAAAAAAUGGCUGUCUCAUCAGAAGGUGUAAUGAAUCCUGGCCUCAAUGACCCUGUAACCAAAGCUGUGGUUGAUAACAUAAUGGGAAAUUUACCUACGAAGAAACCCCUUGUUCGGUGUGAUGAUUGUGAUCUUUCAUUUACCAGUCAAACAGUAUUAGAUACACAUUUACAGGGAGCACGCCAUGCUAAACAGAUUAGAUCCAAAAAUAUAAUGGCAUCUCUUGAAGAAACCAAAGUAACAUUUACAAAAGAUGAAGAAACAAAUGGAUUAAAAUGCAAUGUGUGUAAUGUGUGUCUAAACUCAAUACAACAACUUCAAACACAUUUGAAUGGGAUCCGGCACAAAAAAAAAGCUGUGAGAGGUGGGUGGGGUGGCCAAGAUGUUGGCAGCUCAGUGACAUCAACCACCAUGAAUAUCCAAGAAAACUCAGGACCUAAAGGCGUAUCACUAUCAUGCAGUAUGUGUAACAAGAUCUUCAAUUCGGUGGCACAAUAUAAUGUGCAUAUGACAUCAAAAAAGCAUACUGGUAAAUUAAAACAAGCUAAAACUCAAAAGAAGAAGAGAUUUUUCCCAUAUUGGAAAAAACCUAAAUCUGGUGUAAAUCCUAAAAAUCUUGUUCAGUCAUUGUCAAAUAACUUUGUAUCAGGAGGUUUCACAAAUCAGACAUAGGGAUAUAGUGUAAAAGGAGGAAUAUGUCUAUUUUAAUAUAC